Colletotrichum tamarilloi is the source of this 543-nucleotide messenger RNA. RefSeq lists its product as uncharacterized. Bases 1 to 543 code for a protein of 180 amino acids. The record is from RefSeq and is a predicted model, not a curated record. The transcript has 2 exons. Lineage: Eukaryota; Fungi; Ascomycota; Sordariomycetes; Glomerellales; Glomerellaceae.
AUGCCAAAUUGGAGGGAACAAGACAUCAAAAACGCGGAAAAAGACGUGUCCACGCAAAGCCGCCAAAGCCUGGGGCAUCCCCUACACCACCCUCUACCACCGGCUCACGCCCGGCAGGAAGACAUGCAGAGAGGCCAAGCAGGCGUACCAACGACUCAGCGUAUCCCAGGAGAGGUCUCUGGCUGCCUGGGCAUUUCGCAGGCGGAGCUGGGAUUCCCCGUCACCCGUCCUCAGAUCAAGGAGUAUAAGAAGGGAAAGGUAGCAGAGACACAGGAAACGGGAGAGGCAGAGGCCGGAGCAGGGAUAGAAGCUAGAGCAGCGGCACAGGAUGGGGCAGGGGAAGGAGCUGGAAUAGUGACAGAGCUUGGAGAAACGACAGAAGCUGGAGGGGUGACGGGAAGUCAGGCAGAGGUGGAGGAUGAACCAGUGGUAGAAGCUGGAGCAGGGACAGACGUCGAGGCCGAGGCCGAGGUGGAUGAAGUGGACAUGGAGACCCCAGCCGGCCAGAAUAACAACGAAGACAUGGAGACGUGGGAGCCGUGA